AUGGUCAGGAAAGGGUGGGAAGUAAUAUCCACUAAAGACAAACCUCCCAACUCACACUUCGAGCGUUACAAACUAUUAAAUGUCACAAGGGCUAAGAUGGUCCUCCAUCACCUCUAUAACGAACUCUUUGACGAUGUGAAGAACACUCGGGGGAAGGACCCCAACCAAAACUACUACUGCCUUGUCGUUAUCGUGUGGCUCUUCAUCGCACAAAUUAAGUCUACAUUUGAGGUCUCCGACGCACUACUAGUAGCCUUUGGCAACCUCUCCAUGUUGCUUGAUGACUCCUAG
Sphenostylis stenocarpa is the source of this 291-nucleotide messenger RNA. The record is from the annotation of a GenBank genome assembly. NCBI's taxonomy places the organism in Eukaryota, Viridiplantae, Streptophyta, Magnoliopsida, Fabales, Fabaceae.